Aureobasidium melanogenum CBS 110374 is the source of this 330-nucleotide messenger RNA. RefSeq lists its product as uncharacterized. The record is from RefSeq and is a predicted model, not a curated record. Bases 1 to 330 code for a protein of 109 amino acids. Lineage: Eukaryota; Fungi; Ascomycota; Dothideomycetes; Dothideales; Saccotheciaceae. The transcript has a single exon.
AUGGACAUUGAGACUGGCAGAUACCUGCAGAGAAGAGACAGCCGCGUUCUCGAGUCUUGCUUGCCUAACCAAAUCACCAUCUGUUAUCUCACUUUCCCUUCGACGCGCGUUGUUACACACACCGUGAUCGACUACGGCUGCGGCGAUUAUGGCUAUGCCGCAGGCACCUCGGGGAAGUCCAUGAUCGUCCAGCCUGAACCACGACAACUGACAGAAUCACUCACCAGGCAUUUUGCCAAGUGUAUAGGGGCAUUGAGCCUGGAACCCUUCGGCCAUCCCUCACAACUGCGCAACAGCUUGGGUCCAUCCUCAGUUCAGGAACCUCCAUAA